Linum trigynum is the source of this 1525-nucleotide messenger RNA. Lineage: Eukaryota; Viridiplantae; Streptophyta; Magnoliopsida; Malpighiales; Linaceae. The record is from the annotation of a GenBank genome assembly.
GCGUUUCCAAACGACAAGAAUUACUUCGUAAAAACAAAAUGACGGUCUUGUUUGAAAUCUUCGCUCCAAUAGCUUUUCUUGAUCCCAUCACUAGUAAUGCCAACCUGCCCUCUAACCUGACUUUAAAACCAAAGUGAAGAAGCUAAGAGAAGUUCACAUUUCUUGCAUAUCAUCCUUCUCAGUCUCUUACAACCAUGGAAGAAUCAUCAAUUCAGAAGCUCCCCAAAGCAAUCUUCCACGACAUACUUUCCAGGCAACCCAUACAAACUCUCCUGGAAUGCAAACUCGUAUCACGAUCCUGGCUCGCCUCAAUCAACGAUCCAGCUUUCCAUAACCUCCACUUUUCUGCUGCAGCUGAAUCUGAAUCCACACUCUUUCUCUUGGCCUUCUCAGACUGGCCGAAACCCAUGCUGCAGCUCGCAGAACUUGGCGCCAUGGAGGAGGACACAGCCAAAACAGUGAAGAUCACCACCCAGUUGGAUGGAUCAAUGUUACCUGACUUUGAUCUGGUGGGUUCUUGCAAUGGAAUCCUCUGUCUGUACAGCACCGUCUCCGACGAUCCACUCUACAUCUACAACCCUUUCUCCAGCUCUGCACAUUGCAAGGAGCUCCCCAAGCUCACGGUACAUGACACUGACACAAUCGGCAGGGUGGUGUUUGGCUUCGGAUUCCAUUGGCGGACAAAGCAGUACAAGGUAGUGAAAGUCGUGUACUACAAGCAAUCGGAGUACGACUUCUCUGGAGGAAACCCUGAAGCCUUUGUGCUAACUCUGGGGGCAGAUAAUGAUGAUGAUGAGUGGAGACGACUGGGGCGAAUCCCGUACGUUCUUGCUGGUCCAGCAUCGGAGGCAACGGUGAAUGGCAGGCUUCACUGGAAGAGCUGGAACCCGGAAGCUGAAGGUGUCGUGUCGUUUGACUUGGAAGCUGAGGAGUUCCAGGCCGUGCCUGGACCGAAAGAUUGCAGCAGCUUUGAUCAUCUGGUGAAUUUGAGAGGUCAUCUCUCUGCUGUCCAGUUGAGCAGCGAUGGAUCGGUUGGAGUGUGGGUGAUGAGAAGGUACUGUGUGAAGGAAUCUUGGAGCAAAGAGUUUGCCAUGCCGAGCCAUGUCCCUCGGAGUUAUAGUAUGCGUGGUGGGGCGCCUCCAACUAGGAGGAAGAAGAAUGGGAUCAAAGGGAGGUCAUUCAAAGUUUUGUGGGAGUUUAAGGAUGGCAAGGUUCUGUUUCUUUACAGAAGCAACUGUCUGGUGGUUUAUGAUCAGGUUAGUGGAGGGUUUGAGGACGUCUGCAUUCGAGGGCUUCCCCAGGAAUUUCAGGCAUUUGUCCAUAUGGGAACUCUAAUCUCCAUGGAUCCAGUUAGCAACACUCAGCAUAGAGCAUAAUGGUCGUAGCAGAGACCUUCCCAAUGUUUUAGAUUGUAUAAUGUGCAGAACUAAGCUCUGCCAAUACGAAGUGUUACAUAUCGUUACCAGGGAGGCAUGACUACGUGAGAUACCUUCAUUAUGGAAAAAUUGCAGAACUUCAACUUGAA